Messenger RNA from Pectinophora gossypiella (pink bollworm), 2376 nucleotides. Its product is annotated as acylamino-acid-releasing enzyme-like. The transcript has 15 exons. Bases 94 to 2226 code for a protein of 710 amino acids. NCBI's taxonomy places the organism in Eukaryota, Metazoa, Arthropoda, Insecta, Lepidoptera, Gelechiidae. The record is from RefSeq and is a predicted model, not a curated record. Gene Ontology annotation, biological process: proteolysis. Gene Ontology annotation, molecular function: serine-type endopeptidase activity.
GAUUUUUGUGCUAAUCAGCAGGCCAGGCAGCAGCUGUGAAUUUUCAGCCGUUGCAGUAGCUCAUUCUUUUAUUGCCUGUGCGAUUCAUUGGUAAUGCUCAAGAUGUCGCAAAUUGAAAAUAUAGUAAAUGCCUACAAGACCUUGUCAAAGAUCCCCUCCAUCAUAGGGGGGAAGCUGAACAACAAUGGAACCAAAGUGUCGUCCAAGUGGUCGGUGAGGAACCUGGACAAGGCUAAGACCACCAAGUAUAUGUGUGACUACGUUCUCGAUGAUAACUUGAGAGUAGUCACUGAGAGCGAUUUUGGUGUGGAUGUUAGCAAUGAACUUCUAUCAUCCGUGUCGCCACAAGAGAAGCUCAAAGCGGUCAUCAGAGAGGAGAAAGAUAGCAAAGAUGUGAAGAAGCAAUACCUGGAGAUAUGGUCCAAGUCCACUCUUGCGCAUGCCGUGGAUCUGACGGCUUUGGACAUCCAUGGCGAUGUUUAUGCUGACGGGGAAUUUGGAAACCUGGAUUGGUCUCAAGACGAGAGCUCGGUAGUGUAUGUAGCCGAGAAAAAGGUGAAGAAAUCUGAGCCGUACAUUAAGAGGAAAGGAGAGGAGAAGAAUAAACCCGAUGGCAGCGGCGAAGCAUUACCUAAGAAGGGCGAGGAGUUCGUAUACAAACAGGACUGGGGCGAGCAACUAGUAGGCAAAGUGCUAUCAGUGGUGGUGGUGUGUCGCAUAGACACCGAGAGUUUCACCGUGCUAGAGGGGCUGCCCGAGACAUUGUGCCCCGGACAGGUGCGUUUCGCUCCGGAUGGUAAAAGUGUGGUGGGCGUCGCGUGGGAGACAGAGCCCCGCCGACUGGGACUCAUCUUCUGCACCAACCGACCUUCAUUCAUCUUCCAACUCACGAUGGACGGCGCUUUCAAAAAGUUAUCCUUAGACGGAAUGUCAGUGCGCUCCCCACGUCUCACUCCUGACGGCCACUUGGUGUGGCUGCAACGCGCGGCUGACGGGCCGCACCACACCUGCCACGCACUCGUUAUCAAGAAGAAGGACUCUACAGAAGUGACUCCAAUAGUAGACAUUGUGCAAACGGAAACCAAGAUAGAGGGAGGGGAGAGUUUCUUCGGCAUGUACAGUCAAAACCUGCCGAGAAAGUGCUUCAGUGUCGACGGCAAGCGACUGAUGUUCAGCACACCGCAGCAGAACGAAGUCAAGAGCUACGCCGUUCACAUUGAGAGUGGCAAGAUAGUGGACAUAUCAAACAAGAUCAGGCCACAGAGCACCAGUAUACUGGACGUGAGGAAUGACGUCAUACUUGCGGUCUGCUCCAACAUGAUGACUCCUGGACAGCUGUAUGUAGCGCGCCUCCCAGCGGCCGGCAAGGAGGCGGAAAUCAGCUGGGUGCGCCUUAGCAAGCCCAUAGACGUGCCUGCCGCGGUCAGCAGCUCUACCGUGCAGUAUCUGCAGUUGCAGCAUGACUCCACUGAUACAGUCAAAUCGUUGACGGCGCUAUACAUGUCUCCUAACGCGGAGGGCUCCAAGUUGCCGCUGGUGGUGUGGCCUCACGGCGGACCGCACUCCAGUUUCAUCAACGGGUACUCGCUUGAAGCAGCACUCUUUGCCAUGCUAGGUUUCGCCUCUGUCAGAGUGAACUAUCGAGGUUCGACGGGUGCGGGCGACGCGAGCGUUCGUUGCCUCAUCGCUCACGUCGGCGACUAUGACGUCAGCGACUGCCUUCUCGCUCUAUCCACCGCGUUAGAGAGAGACAAAAGACACGAAGGGAAUGUUCUCCUAUACGGGGGUAGCUUCGGAGGGUUUACUGUCGCACAUUUGGCGGGAAGAUAUCCUGAUAUGUUCAAAGCUAUGGUGAUGCGGAAUCCGUUGAUAGAUCUCGCUACUAAGGGUCAUUAUGCUGAUAAUUCUGACGGGUGCGCAGUAGAAGCUGGUUUCGAGUUCACAGAGCGAGGGCCGGUGUCUGAGGAGCAAUUGCUGGCCAUGCGGCGGUGCUCGCCGCUUGCCCACGUGCAUAAAGUCAAGGCACCCACUUGCCUGAUGCUUGGCUCCGGGGACAAAAGGGUCCCGCAUUAUCAGGGAUUGGAGUACGCUCGGAGGUUGAAGGCUAAUGGAGUCAAGACGAGAAUCUACAUGUACGAUGACAACCACUCGCUAUCUACCCUGCCGGCAGAGAUGGACAACCUCAUCAACGGCGCCAACUGGUUCCUAGAGAACCUCGGUUCUUGAUCUUACAACCUACGUGCAACCAUUACCAAAUCUGUUCUAUAACCAGUUACGGUAAAUAGUGAAGAAAAUUAUUUUCCGUAACUGGUUACGAACGCGGUUAACGGGUUUCCAAUUUAGUACAGAAUCAAAGGCUAUUUUUUUUUUGUAUUU